Molecule: messenger RNA, 1129 nt
Organism: Eremomyces bilateralis CBS 781.70
Lineage: Eukaryota; Fungi; Ascomycota; Dothideomycetes; Eremomycetales; Eremomycetaceae
Product: RmlC-like cupin
Exons: 1
Coding region: 154-945 (263 amino acids)
Cellular component (GO): cell wall
Molecular function (GO): manganese ion binding
Source: RefSeq, a predicted model, not a curated record
UUCGGACAAGACAGUAAGCUAUAUAAGAGUGCUGUCUCCGCCUCUAGAUGAUUUGAAUUCAUUAUCACCAGCCAGUCCUACCGACCAGAUACUAGAUAUUCUCCAGUCUUCUCUCACUUAUCUACUCUUACUCAUCUACAAUCAGUCAACACUAUGUCUUUCACCAUCAUUAAACUCCUCAUCGCUGCACUUGCAGCCGGUGCCACUGCUGCUCCGCAGCCAAUCAGUCUUCGACAACCCCGUUCUGCCUCUGCAAUCUCCCCUAUCCCUCCAGCCCCUUCAGUCGACUUCACCAAGCUCCUAACCCAACCCACUCUAGUCGAUCGCUUCAAGCAACUUGUCACUCGUGACGGCAAACUUCUUCCUGAAGACGAACUACGUAGUGUCGUUUCUUUCGACUUCAACCCUCCGAAACCUGCACCAGGCGCGAAGGGAGGUGCCGUCAACCUCGCCAACACCAAGAAUUGGCCCAUCCUCGCCGAAUCAGGAAUUUCCGUUGCUGUUGGAUUCCUCGGUGCUUGUGGCAUCAACACCCCUCAUGUCCAUCCACGAGCUGCCGAACUUCUUACCGUCACUAGUGGUGAGGUGGACUUCGGUUAUAUCCUUGAGAACGGACUUGUCGAUGCCGGUGAAAAAUCGGAAAUCGUUGGCAAACUUGGCCCACUUCAGGCCGCUUUGUUUCCUAUGGGUAGCAUCCAUUAUCAGGUCAAUCCAACCUGUAAUGAUGCUACUUUCGUUGCUGCCCUCAACAAUGAGGACCCCGGUGCAUCUCAGAUUGCACAGAACUUUUUCGGUUUGGAUGGCGAGACAAUCGAGGCGGUCCUCGGUUUCCCGGAACAAUUUGAUGGAGACCGUAUUGAAGAAUUCCGCAGCAAGAUUCCUGCUAAUGUUGCCCGUAACGUCGAGCAAUGUUUGGAGAAAUGCAAGAUUCCCAAGAGGAAGUAAUGCCACUGUGAGAUAGAAUCUUGAUUUUUGGAGCAUCAAGUCAAUAGCGAGCAUCGUCCUGGCGUUCCAAUUUCGAUGGGUGGUUUGUUUCUAGAACUACCGAGCCAUUUACAGCUGUUUUUAUUGGAGUCAGCGGUCUGAGUGCUCUAUUGAAAUACCCCUUUUAAUUCUAGAGAAUUCCAUC